GUAAAAUCUCCGCAUCUCUCUUCCAGUACGUUGCCUAUUGCUCUACACCACCCUGCCAAGGUUUCAGCUCUUUCAGGCCUUUCACAUUUUGUCCUACUCUCCGGUGGUGUGGUGGCAGCAUUUAAUUGGGUUGUCGAAGGGUUGAGAUGACAUCUGAGAAAGCAGGGUCGUAUGCUUCUUCUGCCGAGAGUCAAAAUCAAUGGCCUCCAACACCAAAAAGAAGAAGCUUCAGCUUCAGCUUCAGCAACAGCAGCUCCAAGCCUCCCUGGCUCGUGUCCACCCUUGCUGAUUUGGACGAAAGGAUGAAGACAAUGGCAAUAAAGAUCGGUGAAGACGACCACACUAGCGACACCUUCGGGGAACGCGCCCAAUCUUACUAUCAAAAACGACCUCACCUUCUGGCCCUGCUCCAAGACCUCUACAAUGGCUACAUCACCUUAUCUGACCGUUACAUUCAAACAUUGGCCAAACAACAUCAUCAACAUCAUCAUCGCAGACACUCAUCCCAAUUCUCUGCCGUCGAUCAUGAUUACUGUGAACAGGAAUACCAGAUUGAUUCGGACGCCGACAGCUCCCUCUCUUACCAGCAACCUCAAACAAUGGUUGCCUACAAUGGCACUGUACUGGUUGGCGAUGAUAUUGUUGCUGACCUGGUGAUCAAGAACGUUGAGUACGAUAUACUGGUGCAUGAAACCACCGUCAUGGAGCGGCACUACAGCGAAUCGUCGAGAAAGAUAGGGUUGCAGAAGAGUUUGCUGGAGGUGCUGGAGUCCGAGAGGCUCAUACUAUUAAACGACAACGCAAAGCUGGGGUACAGAGUGACGGCGUUGGUGGAAGAGAACAAAGGGUUGGCGUCGGAGUCGAUGUUCAUGAAGAGGAAGGCGAGUGAGCUGGCAAGAUGUGUGCUGAAGAUGAGGGAGGAUCAUAGGGUGUACAUGCUCAACCGUAAGAUCGAGGAUCUCCAGGGGCAGAUUUAUGGGUUGGAGAAGAGGAACAAGGAGUACUCUGAGCAGCUUGUGAGAGGAGACCAACGUUUUGAAGAAGAGAAGAAGAAGAAUGGUGAUGAUGACGUUGCCUUGCAUGGUUGCUUUAAAAUGGAGAAGCUCGGUCGGAGGUUGAAGAAGAAGGCUAGUAAUGGUCGGAAUGGGCAGGGUGGUGGUGGGAAGAGGGGAGAUGGAUGGUGGGAAAGGGUGAUGACCAUGGAUUUGUUUCCGUGUGGGCUUAGCCGAGGUUGCACUUCAUGAUAUUUUGUCUUAUACCCAAACUACUACUAGACUAGACUAGCAUUUGGGAGAUAUUUAUAUUAUUUUUACUUUUUGUUUA
Molecule: messenger RNA, 1323 nt
Organism: Alnus glutinosa
Lineage: Eukaryota; Viridiplantae; Streptophyta; Magnoliopsida; Fagales; Betulaceae
Product: kinase-interacting family protein-like
Exons: 3
Coding region: 147-1244 (365 amino acids)
Molecular function (GO): actin binding
Source: RefSeq, a predicted model, not a curated record